Oryzias melastigma (Indian medaka) is the source of this 1928-nucleotide messenger RNA. RefSeq names its product ADP-ribosylation factor GTPase activating protein 3 (gene arfgap3). Gene Ontology annotation, molecular function: GTPase activator activity. The record is from RefSeq and is a predicted model, not a curated record. Bases 126 to 1703 code for a protein of 525 amino acids. Gene Ontology annotation, biological process: COPI coating of Golgi vesicle. The transcript has 16 exons. Lineage: Eukaryota; Metazoa; Chordata; Actinopteri; Beloniformes; Adrianichthyidae.
UCAGGUAAGACCGUGGUGUUCUGUGUCUGACGUGUCGCAUUCGGCUGUUAUUUGGAGAAACACGGUGCUUGUUGGUUGCUAAUAUUUCCACCACCGGGCAGGUUUACAGACUGUGAGGCACAACGAUGGCAGACCCGAGCAAACAGGACAUUUCAGCCAUUUUUAAGCGACUUCGCUCCAUUCCGACGAACAAGGUUUGCUUUGACUGUGCGGCUAAAAACCCCAGCUGGGCCAGCAUCACCUACGGAGUGUUCCUCUGUAUAGACUGCUCUGGGACUCACAGGUCUCUGGGUGUUCAUCUGUCCUUCAUAAGGUCCACUGAACUGGAUUUUAACUGGUCCUGGUUCCAGCUAAGAUGUAUGCAAGUAGGAGGCAACGCUAGUGCAAUUGCAUUCUUCAACCAGCACGGCUGCACGUCCAGCGCCGCCAAUACCAAGUAUAACUGCCGAGCCGCGCAGCUGUACCGAGAAAAGAUCAAAACGUUAGCCACGCAAGCUACCAGACGCCACGGCACAGAGCUGUGGCUGGACAGCCAAGCUCCUCUGUCUCCAACAUCACCGGAUGACAAGCAGGUGGAUUUCUUCGCUCUUCAUUCACAGACGGUCCCCGAUAACCUGAACUUGGACAAAAUGACUCUCAGCUCCUCAACUCCAAAGAAACCUUCAACUGUGGAAAAAGAUGAAGACCAAAAUGGUAAUGAAGAAAAGGGUCCCAGUGUGGAAAUGUUGAGUGUUUCUCCAAAAGCAAAUCCAGCAGAAGCCUCCUCUUUGCUCAAGAAGAAGCCAGCAGGCACCAAAAAAACAUUGGCAGCUAAGAAGGGCGGUCUGGGCGCUCAGAAGGUCAGCAGUCAGAGUUUCUCCGAGCUGGAGAAGAAGGCUCAGGCUGCAGACAAACGCAGAGAGAAGGAAGAGAGCUCCACCUCUGCCAAGAAGGAGGUCGCCUCUGAGGAGUCCAUAGCUCCGUCUCUUCGACUGGCCUAUAAGGAGUUUGAGCAGCAGAGGAAGCUCGAAGACCAAAAGCUGAAGGGAUUGGAGGGCAAGAAGAAGGAGCAAGCAGACCGACUGGGCAUGGGUCUGGGCAUGAGGAGCGGCGUUUCUCACUCGGUUACAUCUGAGAUGCACAUCAUCCAGCAGGAGAGUCCGCUUGGAGCCAAAACGACCAAAGUACGAAGAUUUACUGAAGACGACGACGAUGAAGGCUCCUUCAGUUCAAGGUCUGUCUCCCGGUUUGAGGACCAAUCAGACUCUUUCUCUUCACGCUGGGCUGAUGGAAGUGAUGGUGGAGGCUGGAUGAAGGAGAGCAAGACGCCGGAGCCGGACUUCUUCAUGACCUCCACCAUAACCUCAUUUGACGACAGGGCUGUUUCUAGGAAGAAAUCAGAGUCUGUGCCAGCCUCCGAUUCCGAAGAAGCCCGUAGGAAGUUUGGGAAUGAUGUCAAAGCCAUCUCAUCUGACAUGUACUUCGGGAAGCAAGACGACUCUGAGUACGAAGCCAAAACUCGUCUGGAGAGGUUUUCAGGAAGCGCCUCUAUAAGUUCAGCAGAUUUGUUUGAUGAUCCAAAGAAGCAGACGGGAAGUUCGUACCGUCUGACCAACAUGCUGCCCAACGCUCCCGACAUGUCACAGCUCAAAAUGGGAGUGCGGUCAGUCGCAGGAAAGCUGUCCGUAAUGGCGAGCGGCGUGGUUAACUCCAUACAGUGCUGAAAUCUAAAAGAGAACACCGCUCAGCACCCAAACUGCAACCAGAAAUGUCCAGUGAAGAGUCCAAGUUUGAGAAAUGCAAAACAAAUUCACAGAAAAUAAAAAUGUCCUUCAUUUGGAAUUUGUCUGUUCAUGGUUUACUUUAAAAAAAAAAAGUAUGUUUGAUGUAUUUAUGAAUAUGGGUCUCCAUUAGUGUUUUGGAAAUAAAGUGAAGCAUUUUCUACCAAA